AUGAAUAAUAGCAAUAGUUUAGGACCUUCACCUUCUUCAGGUACUAGUGUUGCUAGUGGUCCACAUGGAGGUUUAGUUCCGGGAGGAGGAGGAGCUUCUCUGUUGUUAGGAACAAGCGGUGCAGCAGCAUCAGCAGGAGACGUCGGCGCAGGAGGAUACGUUGUCACGACCAGUAAUCAACAACAGCAGAGUGGAGCAGGAGGAGUUGUACCUCCUCCGGGAGCAGUAGGGGUAACGAUGGGAGGAGGCCCGCCUCCAGGUGCGCCAGCAGCGCCGCUCCAUAACAAUGGCGUUCCGCCACCGCCGGGAACUGUGCCGCCAAACCACGUAAAGAUGAUGCAUGCGCCAGGAGCCACUAUUAGCAUGCUAGGGCCCGCACAGCCACAUCACUAUGGCCAUAUUUAUCCGGCACCUCCUGCUGUUGCGGGUGAAAAUCCUAAUUCUAGUAGCGCUUUCUUCGGUUCACAACAUCUUCAAGCACCAGCAACACGUAGUAAUCACUUAGUAGCAAUGCAGCAAGCACAAGCUCAACAGCAUGCUAGUAGGGGUGGAGGAAGUGGUCCUCCAGGAGCACAGGCACAAAACAUGUUACAGCAUCAGCAGGCAGCAGGCGGAGG
Molecule: messenger RNA, 617 nt
Organism: Amoebophrya sp. A25
Lineage: Eukaryota; Dinophyceae; Syndiniales; Amoebophryaceae
Source: the annotation of a GenBank genome assembly